CGCCUUAAGAAUGCCCACCACCACGUACGAUACGAUGCGACGCGAGCUAGCUGUCUCGCUAGCUUCUUCAUUGGCGUUUGGCCGGCCGCGUUUGCUCUCGCUCGCACGAAGCCAUGGGGAUCUGUAUGUCGUCCGUGGCCGUGUGGAAGGAGAAGGUCGUCCUCGCGGGGCGGCGGCGCGGCGAGGUGGUUCUUGCCGGCGCGGAGGACGUGCGGGGAGGAGGAGGCGGCGGCGGCGGCGGGUACGGGCUUCUGGGAGGUGGCAUUGACGCCGAUGUGCUGGAGGCGGAGGAAUUAGUGGCGGCGGCGCGGAAGGUGGUGAGGUCCGGGGCGGAGGCAACGGCGGGCGCCGGUGGCACGCCGGCGAGGCCGAUAUGGCAGAGGAAGGUGCUGAUGGGCGUCAAGUGCCAGCUCCCGCGGUUCAGCGGGAUGAUACUGUACGACGAGCGCGGCCGGCCGGUGUGCAGCGGCGUCCGGGACAGGGCGCGCGACCAGGAGAAGCACGCGGCGGCGAUCAUGGUGCUGAGGGACAUGCUCUAGGCCUUCUAGGGCUCUAGCUUGACGGCUGGCCGGUCAUCCCGGUGCUUCCUGUGUUUCAGUUAAUUAACCGAACGAUAUGUGUGUGUACAUCUUUUGUUUCGUUGGUUGUCCAGCCGGGCCAACUGCGUGUCUCAGUGUAGUCACUAGUCAGUAUAGCUAGUAGUAUUCAGGGAGGUACUGAGGCACCGAGAGGCAAUAAAUUAACGAAGGUCGCGCGUUCGUCAGGUA
Messenger RNA from Oryza brachyantha (malo sina), 767 nucleotides. RefSeq lists its product as uncharacterized. The transcript is spliced from 2 exons. The record is from RefSeq and is a predicted model, not a curated record. Lineage: Eukaryota; Viridiplantae; Streptophyta; Magnoliopsida; Poales; Poaceae. The coding region runs from base 114 to 539 and encodes 141 amino acids.